This is a messenger RNA of Theobroma umbraticum, 839 nucleotides long. It is a transcript of the gene WRKY50, whose product is annotated as WRKY DNA-binding protein 50. The record is from RefSeq and is a predicted model, not a curated record. Gene Ontology annotation, biological process: regulation of DNA-templated transcription. Gene Ontology annotation, molecular function: DNA-binding transcription factor activity; sequence-specific DNA binding. NCBI's taxonomy places the organism in Eukaryota, Viridiplantae, Streptophyta, Magnoliopsida, Malvales, Malvaceae.
ACUGUAUAGACAGUAGUCCCUUGUUUUCGAUAUCUAGAUGUCUACUGUCAAUUUUAAACUGCCAGACUCACCAGAAAGUGAUCAUGCCGACCAAUCCAAUUUUGAGUUCACUGACGAUUACUUCGCUUUGGACAGUUGGCUGGGGGAUUAUCCUGAAGCAAUCAGCUCAGGGACAACUAAGAAUCCUGUUAAUCAAGCCAAUGAAGUUAAUGAUUUUGCUGGCGCUAGCAGCCUCCUUCAAGGACCAGCUGGUAACGAAGAAAGUGAAACUAUCAGGGAGAGGAGGGAAUUCAAAGAAAGAUAUGCAUUCAGGACCAAGUCAGAGGUUGAGAUACUUGACGAUGGGUACAGAUGGAGGAAAUAUGGGAAGAAGAUGGUGAAGAACAGCCCAAACCCAAGGAACUAUUAUAGAUGUUCUGUUGAAGGAUGCGCCGUGAAGAAAAGAGUUGAAAGAGACAGAGAGGAUCCAAGUUUUGUAAUUACAACUUAUGAGGGGAUCCAUAAUCACCAAAGCGCUUCUUGAAUCAGUGGUUUUCUCAGGUUCCAUCGAGUUCUUUGACAGUCAAUAUCUCACAGCCAGUACUCCUGCAGAAGGCCUACAUCUGCAUCGAUCACAUGAUACUCAGCAUGAUACUCAAUUCAUGUAUGGUUAAGAAAACUAAAGAUCUAAGGAUCGGAAUACAUGGGGUUUGGCCACCUUUAUAUCUUUCUGUUGCUUUAUUUUGUAUAAUUUGUUGGCUGGCGGAACCCUGAGUUUCACUCCCCGUUUUCAACUGAUAGAUUUUAAUUAUAAGUUGAUAGCAUUGGUGAAUUUGACAGAAGGAUGCCUGUUACGUGUU